Mytilus californianus (California mussel) is the source of this 3019-nucleotide messenger RNA. RefSeq lists its product as uncharacterized. NCBI's taxonomy places the organism in Eukaryota, Metazoa, Mollusca, Bivalvia, Mytilida, Mytilidae. Bases 168 to 722 code for a protein of 184 amino acids. The transcript is spliced from 4 exons. The record is from RefSeq and is a predicted model, not a curated record.
UCUUGCAUUCCCAUAAAAAUACUGAUGACCAAAAAAAAUAUGGUGUCAGAGCUGACACUGACAGAUAAAUUAGUUAUAUAUCAUGUCAUCUGUAACUUGUAAGGAAAAUUUUCGGUAAACAUGGUAAAAGGUGAUGAGUUGAUCUGACAAUACUUUAAACACAAAAAAUGGCAGGAGAUGGGUCUUUCUCACCAGUGUCUGUGAGACCAUCACAUAGACCAUGCAGAGAGCAUUAUCUAAAUGAUGAAGAAGACAAACUUGAAGGUCAUGAUGGACCAAAAUUGGUUCGACAAAUGGUGAUUGGUUUCUCAUGUGCUGCUUUAUUUGGUUUAGUUAUGUUAGUGAUAGGAAGUGUGUUUAUUGGUGAUGCUGUCAAAUCUGGAUACGCCAUAACUAUUAUGUUAUGUGUAAUGGGCAUUGUAUGUGGUCUUAUCAUAUUAGUCACUGCUAUAAUAUUGGGAAAAUUAUUUAUCUCAAGAAAAUGGAGAAUAUCUAGAGGACGUCCAAGACGCCCACCUCAGCAGUGUAUGCAGACUUGUUCAGUGAUCCACACUCCUUCCAAUGAUCAGCUGAAUACAUGUACACGACCUGAUCCACCGCCAGCUUACGAGUCAAUUAUGAUGGCAGAAAUAGGAACUGAAGAUGGACCAAUAAUUAUGACAGCUCCACCUAAUUAUCAUGAUAUUUCUGCACCACUACCAAAAUAUGGAGAAUCUAUUUGAUAUUUAUAUGACUGGGCAUUAUAAAAGUUCUUCCUGUUCUUGUUUCCAGACAAAGUGUAUUCUAUAUUUUAUCAAUUGCUUUAAUGUUGUACCUGAAAUAUGGACUACUUAAUGUUACAGAAUCAUAUAAAUAUUGUUUAUUCAGUGUUUACUUUCUAUCAAGUAUUGAAUGGAGAUUGUAAGUUUUACAUGUUAUAAAUACAAGUGAUGUAGCAAGUACAUUUUGCAUUAGCAGAGAUGUUGUUUUCAAAUGUGUUAUGUGAACUUAUGUCACAUGCUUUCUUAGCUCUUAAAAUUUACACAAUCUCCUUUGUAUUGAAAUAGUCUGCACCAAAAUCUUUUUAACUACUAGUCCAAAGACCAAUAUACCAACAUUUUUCUUGUGUGUUUGAACAUAGUUUUGCAAAUACUUAUUAGUCCGAAUAAAAUUUUACAAGUUUGUGGCAUUGGACCAGUGGCUAGCAGUGCAGAAAGUAGAAGCACAUCUAAAAUCAACAAAUGAACACCAGAUGACAAUUGAGUUUUCAUGGUAACCUUUAACAUUUAUAUUUUUUGUGCAAAACAUAAUUGAUCUUCCUUUUGUGAUUUAGAUAGGGAAGAAUAAUGUAUUUAAUUUAUUGUUAAGUUGUUCUGGAUGCUAUUUGUGGUACAUUUUUAAAAUACUGAUUUAGAAAGAAAUUUAAAUGAAAUGUCUUAUAUUAGUGUUAUAGAAGUUUUUAUUCAUUAUUGAUUUAUUUGCAGAUAUGUACCACAUUUUUGUUUUGUACAGUCUCAAUCCAGGAAAUAAUAUAUUUCAGGCAUGAUAUAUAAGAUCUGUAUGUUGUAAAUAGUUUAUAUCAUAUUUCUAUAUUCAAUGUUUGUGAGUACCAAUGGUUAGCCAAAGAGCUCAUGUUUCUGUAUGAGAAAGGCAGAUUACUGGAGCUUGGUGCAAAAUUACUCAUGUGUAUAGUCAAAGAUCUUGUGUGUCUAUAAAAAAGGCAGAUUCCUGGAGCUUUAUGUAAAUGAAUUCAUGUGCAUGUAUUAGAAAGGCAGAUUUCUGGAGAUUGCAGCUUUAAAUGACUUUUUUUUUUUUACAAUAUUUGACUUUAAGUGGUUGUGUUGUUGAAUGCUGCACAGUUUUAUGAAUAGCAUGUUUAUUUAUUUUAAUCUAAUUUAGCAUUUACGUCAUCACCAUGACUACCUUCACUUGAUAAAUGAUUACAAUUUCAAUAUCAUAGGAAAUAUCCUGAGAUAAAUAUGAACUGUCUAUGCAUUUGUUACUUGGUUACUAAUUUUCUUUGAAUGAGGACAAAUUGGUUUUUUUUUUUAAUGGAUACUUGAUUUUAUCAUUUUGACAAAUUCUGCAUACAAGACUUCAGGUGUUUUGUGAUCUGUUAAAAUCUGGAAUUCCUGGUUCAGAUAUACCCAUAAAUUCACAAAAGUUAGUACCCAACCAAUAAUGAUUUAAUUCAUAUAAUGCUAUUUAUAUACAACUAACUCAUCACAGAUACGAGGACUCAAAUUUUGUAGAAAAGACCCAUCAGUGAAGCUCGAAUCAAAAAAGCUUAAAAGGUCAAAUAAAGAACAAAGUUGCAGAGCAUUAAGGACCCAAAAUUCCUUAAAAUUUUGCUACCUACGGCUAAUUUCUAUUCCUGGGGUAGAAAAUUCUUAAUGUAUAGAAACUUUUUUUCAAGUUUUGUAAACAGUAAAUUUAUAAGUAUGACCAUAUCAAUGAUAAUUCAUGUCAACACUGAAGUGUUGACUACUGGACUGGUGAUACCCUCGGGGAGUAAAUCUCCACCAGCAGUGGCAUCAACUCAGUGUUGCAAUAGUUGUAGAUAGUAAAUGUGUGUAUUAUUGUAAAAUGUCUAAUUUAGAGCACAAUCAUUCUUAAUGACUUAUUGAAUUGGUAAAAGCAGUUUUUAAAAGUCUGAAUAUUUUUUUAUCUUAUUAGAGAAAAUAAAUCAAAUGUCAUUUGUGUUUUUUUGUUGUGUGUGGGUUGCUGGCUUAUUGACCAACCUACAUAUUGUUUUAUUCACAUGUAUUUACUUCUAAUUACCCUUGUAAAGACUGAUUUACAACAUUUCUACAAAGAAAUAUUUUCCUAUCUUGACUUGUGAUAUAAUUUUUGUUGAUGCUUGUUCUUUCAUGAUAUAUAAUUAUAUACUUGUAUUAUGUCAAAUCUAAGCCUGAUUUUUUUGUCAUCAGAUCUAAUUUUGUUAUAAAGUUGUGAUACUUUUGUUAUUGGUUUUAUAUAUUAGUGUAUUCAAGAGGAUUUUAUUUACAAUAAAGUGAACAACUCAAAUUUGUUAUUUUUA